This is a messenger RNA of Clonostachys rhizophaga, 1173 nucleotides long. The record is from the annotation of a GenBank genome assembly. Lineage: Eukaryota; Fungi; Ascomycota; Sordariomycetes; Hypocreales; Bionectriaceae.
AUGCGUUUGUCUAUCCUCUUCUCAACCCUCACGGCAGUGGUGGCCGCACCAUCUAAACGCUCUGAUCGUGCACCACUUCUCAUCCCGCAAGGUCUUGAGAACAGUCUCAUUGCUGGUAAGUACAUUGUCAAGUUCAAGGAGACUGGUGAUCUCGCGUCUGCCAACAGCAUCGCCAGCAUCCUCUCUGAGGCCCCCGAGCACGUAUUUCAGAGCGUGUUCAAGGGGUUCUCCGGAACAAUUGACCAAGCUACUCUGGAAACUCUCCGUGAGCAUCCUGAUGUUGAAUACAUUGAACAAGACGCUGUCGUCACUCUUGACGCCUUCACCACUCAGCCUGGCGCUCCAUGGAGCCUAGGACGACUCUCCAGUGUCAACGGUGGUAGCACCGCAUAUACAUACGAUGACAGUGCCGGCGAGGGCACCUGUGUCUACAUCUUGGAUACGGGAAUCGACGUCAGCCACACUGAAUUUGGCGGCCGCGCCGAAUUCCUUGUCAACUAUGCAGGAGGAGGCGACAUCGACGUCCAUGGCCACGGGACUCACGUUGCAGGAACCGUAGGCAGUGAAACGUUCGGUGUUGCCAAGAAGACUAAGCUGUUCGGCGUCAAAGUUCUCAAUAACAGGGGCAGCGGCACGUAUGCGGGCAUCAUCAGCGGCCUAGACUUUGUGGCGAGAGACGCGCAGUCCCGUUACUGCCCCAAGGGAGCCAUGGCCAACAUGUCUCUCGGAGGAGGCAGAUCAGAGGCCCUCAACGAGGCUUCAGCUGCGCUUGUCAAUAGUGGUGUCUUCCUGGCUGUUGCAGCCGGAAACAGCAAUAUGAAUGCUGCGAGUUACUCGCCAGCCUCGGAGCCUCUGGCCUGCACGAUCGGUGCUACUGACUCGAACGACGCCCGGGCUUACUAUUCCAACUACGGCGAGGUUGUUGAUUUGUUCGCCCCUGGUAGCGAUGUUUUGUCUACCCUCCCCGGCAAUAGCAGUGGGUUUAAUUCUGGCACAUCGAUGGCUUCUCCUCACGUUGCCGGUCUAGCUGCUUACCUUGCUGGCUUGGAGGGAUUUCCUGGUUCUGAUGCUCUUUGCACGCGUAUUAAGAAUCUUGCCACUGUUGGGAUCCUCACCAACAUACCUAGCGAUAAAGCUAACAGGCUUACGUUUAACGGAAACCCCAGCGGUUAG